Molecule: messenger RNA, 1479 nt
Organism: Symbiodinium necroappetens
Lineage: Eukaryota; Dinophyceae; Suessiales; Symbiodiniaceae
Source: the annotation of a GenBank genome assembly
AUGGUACGCUGGUGGCUCUACCUCGAGGAAGAGCGCAGCGACGACUUGGAUCUGCUGCGCAGUGGACGAGUCGGCCUACGGCUUCUUGACCAUCCGCGGCUGUGUCUCCGAGAUGCGAACGAGAUUCUGCCCUACAGCCUGGCGAAGACGAUGUAUUUCCAUGGCAUGGGCCCAGCUGGCCUCUGGAAAGGAUGGGCACCGUUCAGUGAUUGGUUCCGCUAUGAAGUCCUGUCCCGCUUUGGCGGCUGGUGGGUGGACGCUGAUAGUGUGAGUGUUCAAAACUUGGGCGUCCUCGGUGCAGAGGCAUCCGAGCUGAUCUGUGCCACGGAGCGCCAUCGCCGCGACCGAAGACGCCUGGGCGCCUUAGCCAUGGCGAAAUCAGAGGAGCCAGGGCACAAGUCUCGCUGGCGACACUAUGAUGAAAGCCGCUUCAAAGACUGGGCGGAUCAGGCCUCCGCGGAAGGCCUAGACCUCUGCCUGCUUUGCAACUGCGCGCUGCGGGCCCCGAAAGCCGCGCCGCCUCUCGUGGCCCUGGCGCAGGAGAUGUGGAAUCGCUUGGAGCGCUACGCAGAGGAGUUUCGUUCGCGCGGCAUUGAGGGCCCCAACAGCAUCACGGCUUUGAGCAACGCUUCACGGCUUCGCUGCGCACUUCCAAAUGGUAUGCUGGGAUCCACGCUGCUGCAAAAGGCUGCGCGCGAGGACCUCGGGUCUCUGCGACUGCGGCCACUUCACUGGUCCUGCUUCAAUCCCGUUGAGGCCACAGACGCAGAGCGGAUGCACCGAGUACUAGAGGGUCAGGAGGCACUGCCAGCCUGUGCGCUGGCCGUGCACUUCUUCCGCAAGGUUAGAGACGAGUGGUCUGCGUUGGGUCUGCCAACACCGAAGCUCAAGCCUGUGCUCAAGCUGUCAGAGCCUCUCAACGAGAGUCUCAACAGACCUGUCGAAGGCACCCACCUCCAAGGGAGUGCAAACUCAGAAUUGGCCGGGGGAUGGCUGCCGACGAGGCCAACUCGGCCUGACUCGCGCGCGAUCCUCCGUGACCCCCAAAACACUGCUCCACGAAAGAAGAGAAGCUUUCUAGAAAUGCUGGAGAGAUCUCGAAAGGACUUCUGGAAUGCUCCGGCAAAGGACAGCCGGAGCGGGAGCACCAAAGCAACUAGGACCAAAGCUGUCAGUGCCCGAGCACUGCGAGAACCCCAUGCGGCAGAGUGCUGUGGGAGGUGGGUCAACGUGACCCUGUCAUCGGCAUCUGCAGGCUCCACAUGGCGUAUGGAGCAGAUUUGCAAGCGGCAUGCCGGCACACUGGAGCAGAUGCUGCUCAAGUCCGAGCACCUUUCAGUCGAGGUGAUGUGUCUGGCACUGGAGCCGUGGGAGAGCCGCCAACUUGCUGCCCUCGCAGUGACAGCCCUCACGCUCGUCCUGGGCACGCUCGUCCUGGCGGCUCUCAACGCCGCUACGAGGCCAUACUACGACAUGUAG